GGGAAGGAAAGAAGGAAAGAAGGAGAGAAGGAAAGAAUGGCAGAGACCCACGAGCAGAAGUAGGGGAUGUAGGAACCGAGGUAGCCAAGAGAAGAGAGGACGAACACGGCCAGCGAGAGGGAAACGAGCUCGGAAAGGAACGACCCAAGGCACAAGCCAAGGCACAAGCGAAGGCACGAAGCAAGGAACGAACGAACGAACGAACGAAGGAAGGAAGGAAGGAGAACGAAAGAAACAUCAUCCAUCCAUCCACUGACUUCCUAGGACAAAGAGAGUUGUCGUUCGUGUUUGCAUCCGGAUCGCGUUGUUGUGUGUGGCGUGUGUUGGGGCGGGGGUUGAUCCAAGAGACUCGCUUUGGUCCUGCUGUGGGUGUGACCCUUGGGAUCGAAACCUAUCUGUGGAUGUGGGUCUCCGUGCUGCGCUCCAGUGACCAAGUGAGUGACUGCCCAUCGAUCCCGAGGUCGUCCUAUGGUCGUCCCAUGGUCGUCCCAAGCUCGAAUUCGAUUCUUCGAUCCAGGAUGGGAAUUGCCUCUGGAGUGUAACGCCAACACGGACCAAUCCUCCUCAUUGGCCACAUUGUCGUCAUUCCAGUUCCAUUGCGUUGUGUCCCACCAGUCAAGCCGCAUUUCGAUAUACAAUUGGUCAGUCGAUCUAUUGGAUUGAUUGAUUGAUUUCGAUUACCCAUUGAUGGACAUGAUGAGCUCGACCAAUUUGUUGUGCGCCCUGGCGUCCAACAAAGCUAACAACGAGCCCAUUUCUUCGGCCGCCGCAGCUGCCGCAUCUCAACCCUACCCUUUAAAAUCUUCGAUGGAUCCCAUUCGACCUAUGAGCUCACCCACUCACGGGAGCAAUUCAGGUCGGACCACACCAUCGUCGGAUAGUUCACCGGGCAAGCUCUUUGUCGGCGGGUUGUCUUGGCAAACCACUCCCGAGAAACUCAAAGAAUAUUUUGGCCACUUUGGGCUGGUCACUGAUGUUCUGGUAAUGAAGGAUCCCGUAACACAAAGAAGCCGAGGGUUUGGAUUCAUAACGUUUGCGGCCCCGGAGAGUGUGGAUAAGGUUCUAGCCGAGCCCUCUCAUUCUUUAGACGGGAAAAAAAUUGACCCCAAGCACGCCACGCCCAAAAGUAAAAGCAAAGCAAGCAAGACCAAGAAAAUAUUUGUAGGUGGAGUGAGCCAAGAAACCUCUGGAGAUGAAGUGAAGAGCUAUUUUGCCCAAUUUGGUAAGGUCGAAGAGGCGGUCAUGCUCAUGGAUCAGCAAACUAAACGGCACCGGGGGUUUGGAUUUGUCACUUUUGAAAACGAGGAAGUGGUGGACAAGGUGUGCGAAAUCCAUUUCCACACAGUUAAAGGCAAAAAAGUCGAAUGUAAGAAGGCCCAACCUAAAGAAGCGGUUCAAGCGGCCAACACUGCUGCUCUUUUGGGAAAACGAGCCAUUUUGACCAAUCUAGGGUUUGCUACCGCUGGCAAUCCUGGCCUGCCCUACCAAGGGCUGGUUAUGCCCCAACAAAGCCCCUUGGUCUCAGCUGCGGGCGUUUCACACAACUCUCAGAACUCUCCUCUGUUGUUGAACUCUGGAUUUGGCAAACUCAUAGGCAGCUCAAACUCAGGAAUACCAGGUCUUUCCAACCUCCGGUACACGCCCUACCCCAUGCCCAGUGCACUCUCUAACAAUACUAUGAACAUGAAUGUGCACCAUGCAGCUGCCGCAGCGGCUGCCGCAGCUGCGGCAGCUAUGGCGGCUNAGGCCCAACCUAAAGAAGCGGGUUUGCUACCGCUGGCCGCAGCUGCGGCAGCUAUGGCGGCUUCACAUUCCGUGACAUCGACCUCACCUGUGGUCAGCACAUCGAACACGUCUAGUCAAAUGGUCCAGGCUGGAACCCAUGCCAACUACGGACACCAACAUCAUCAUACUCCGGGGUCUUUAUCGUCUAUGAUAUCGCAUCAAGCGUCCAUGAACCAUGGAAAUGGCGGUGCCGGUGGCGGGUUACCUGGCGCUCAACUCAACCAAAGUCAGGCAGCUGCCAACGCUGCUGCUGCAGCCGGAGGAUCCCAAUCUUUGGCUGCGGCCGCCGCAGCUGCUGCUAUGGCUGCAGCUGCCAACCAUGGAACGGCACAUCCGUUACCUAAUGGAGCCGCCGCACCCCUGGGCGGGUACAAUCUCGCCAAUAUAGAUAUGACGGGCUUUCAGGCCGUGGAUUGGACAUCUAUGUAUGGGAUGGGCAUGUAUGUCUAGAGACGAGACAGCCUCAGAGGCAUUGUGGAAGGGGGCACGGCUCAUCUGCGAAAGUCAAAAUCCAGUUGCCACACAGCAUUUCAUUUGUUACCAGUUGAACGAACCUACGAUGUACAAAAGCGUGUCUAUUUUUUAGAAGCUGGACCCCAAUCUAUUUUACAUGAGUUUGUUGCUGCUGAUGUUGAUUCGAUGAAGGAGAAGAUGACGAUAAAAGAUAAAAGAUGCUCCAUUGUGACAAUGAUGCAAACUGACCAAGUCAUGUUAACGGACCAUCUCCCCAAGAGCAAUAAUCGGCUUUACAAUGAGAAAAUCUCCUACUUACCCAGAUCGUAUACUUGCGACCUACCAAAACUUCGAUCCAAAGAACGGCUACAUCUAUCACCACCGCGUCACAUGACGAUGAAAAUAAGUCAACUGAUAUCGUGAUCGUUGGGCAUCGUGGGCCUCUUCUGUUUUGAAGAACCAUAUCCGACACAAAUACUGAAGUAAGCAAACUCCC
Molecule: messenger RNA, 2734 nt
Organism: Tigriopus californicus
Lineage: Eukaryota; Metazoa; Arthropoda; Copepoda; Harpacticoida; Harpacticidae
Gene: msi
Product: RNA-binding protein Musashi homolog Rbp6-like
Exons: 4
Coding region: 688-2235 (515 amino acids)
Cellular component (GO): cytoplasm
Molecular function (GO): RNA binding
Source: RefSeq, a predicted model, not a curated record